Molecule: messenger RNA, 762 nt
Organism: Paramecium octaurelia
Lineage: Eukaryota; Ciliophora; Oligohymenophorea; Peniculida; Parameciidae
Source: the annotation of a GenBank genome assembly
AUGAAGUUUUUAAUUGUCAUCUUAUUGAUUGUAGCUACAAGCUCAACUGCAAUAACCUUCAAUUCUAAAUGCACUGCAAAAGUAGCAAAACUCACUCCUAAAUUUUCAAAAUUAUAUGCAAAUGUAAAUGAAAAAAAGUUUACAUCAAGUUUGAAGGAAUUAGUUGGAAUCGUAAAAUCUUUAGUGGCUAUAAAAACAUCUUGUUCUGGGGCAGAAGGCGUUGAUUUGUCUAGUUUCUAAGAGAAAAUAGGAACUUGUUUAAAAGAUGGCUUCGAAUUAGCUAGCAAUGGUUAUAAAUCAUACAAUGAGUUUGAAGAGGAUGGGUUCUCAGAUAUGCUUGUUGACAGUUUAAUUGAUAUGUCCCAUUUGGUGGAACCUGUAAUCACAAAUUGCUGGGGAGACGAAGUAAAGUCUGUGUUGGGAUUUGUUUUACCAGAUGAAUGCAUCUCAGUCAUUGACAAUGCUGCAAAGGUCACCUUAGAGAUUAUUGAAUAAAAAGAAAGACCAUUGUUGGUGACUAAGGGAUUACUAAAUUUGAGAAAGGUCUUCAAGGAAUCCAAGAAGGUUUGUCCAUUUGUUGAGACUUUGAUUCCCGAUUCGGAUGAUGAGGACAGUGAUUCAUUCGAAGAUGACAGCGAGGAUAGUGAUUCUUUCGAUGAUGAUUACGAGGAUAGUGAUUCUUCUGAAGGCGGUGAUGAUUUGGAAGCAUUAUUUGAACUAUUCGAAUGAUCAUCAUUAUUAUAUAUAAUCAAAGGAUAAGCA